This is a messenger RNA of Columba livia (rock pigeon), 16952 nucleotides long. RefSeq lists its product as uncharacterized. The record is from RefSeq and is a predicted model, not a curated record. The transcript has 9 exons. NCBI's taxonomy places the organism in Eukaryota, Metazoa, Chordata, Aves, Columbiformes, Columbidae. The coding region runs from base 10059 to 10892 and encodes 277 amino acids.
GGUGUUGAGGAAGAAUAACCUUUAUUUCUUUGAUGAAUUUCAGGUGAUCUUGCUACCAGCCAAGGCAUGCCUAAGCCAUACCGUGGGAGUGAACCAUCAUGUAGCCAGUGACUGAUGUUUGUGACUGAUUGGCACAUGCCAAAGACUGGCAAAGACAAUACAAACCAUGAGCAAACAUGACAAGUGUCUGCAGGCUUUCCUGAACCUCUACAGACUCUGUAUGCAAAAAGAGGUGCAAGUGCAAACUAAAUGGGCAGCAGAGCUGAAAAACUCUGAUUGGCAUUUAGGAAGACCAAAAUCAGCAAGUAGAGGAAGAGCAAGCAAUGGGUAUCUCCUGGAGCAGUGGUCUUCUGUAGUCAUAACCUCAUCAUCUGUCUCAACGACAUUUAUUUCACAUGACUUGGUGAGAAAGAAAGCAGGCAGCCACUGAGCCUGGGUGUUGGAAGAUGUUCUCCACCUGGCCAGCGCUAAGCAGACUGCGUAGGUGAAAAGACACAGCCUGAGCAGGUGCAUGCACAGGUGGACAGAGGUCAAAUAGCAAGGGCAGUCAAGGGGAGUUGGUUUAAAAAGCAAGACAGCAUUAAAACAUCAUUGUGAAAGUCCACGUCAAAAUGGUCUUUUAUAAUUGACGGUAAAGAAGAAGAACUAGUGUGUUCUUCACCACAUUAAUGUUGAAGAGAACUCCCUGCUGAUAGGACAGGGUGAAGAGAUGGGUGAACUAUUACCAGGGUCUUUACAGACCACUGAUCAAGAGAUGAAGAGAUUUUCAGUGUUUGGGAGAUUAUAACGCUUCAGGAGCAGGAUGACAAGAAGAAUCUUUCUAGCAGAGGCUGCAAAAAAAGGGUCAUGAGACUGAAGAAAUCUGAGGGGCUGAGAAAGGAUUGAUGGGUCUGUAGUAUGGGUCACUGACCCAGCGAGGCAAUUAUAUAUUAUCAGGGAAGAAAAGAUCCCCUGAACAAGGAAAAGUGGAUCCUAGUAAGUAAAUCGCCACAGUUAUGACCUUCCAAAUUCUGUGCAUUUCCUGAUACCUAAGCAAAUUCCUCACUGUGUUCCUUGCUGGAGGAUUCAGAAGGUGGAUUCAGUUUCCACGAAGUGAGAGGGACAGUGCAGCAAAACCAGUGCAAGAGGCUGGUCACCGGCAAGCUCAGAGAUAUCAAGAACUUCAGUUGCACAAUUUCAAAAAGUCAUUUGACCCGGUGUGUUGCAAUAGGUGUGUGGAGUGUCCUAGGGCUAUAUGAUAUGUGCAAGAAGCUGCUGAAAACAUUAUGAAGAGGUGAGGUCAGCAGUCCUGGUCAAGAGCAAGCUGAACAACUGGUUCAGCACAAUGCCUGGUAGCAGACAGAGUGACUUGAUAAUUUGCAGCAACUUCUGGAGCUGCCUGUAGACAGUGAAGGAUGGAGUUACAGCCACCAAGGACUUUGGGCAAAGUCAGACAAAGAGAUCACGAGCCUGAGGAUGAUCACAUCUUCAGUGGUGGUGCCAGAUCAUCAGAUGUGCCAAGCCAGGUUGCCGUGUCCGGUGAUGAAUGAUGCAGAUCAAACAUUGGCGUGGGCCAGACGAAGACCAGGAGGAAAGGGAGAAGAGAUGAGAACUGCACAGGCAGGUAGCAGCAGGGUGGACAAGAUAGACCACGCCAUUUAUCUGAGAAAUUUCACCACACAGGACAGCAAGAGAUCCCUCUACAGAGAUUUGAAGGAGGAUGUAGCUGGUACACACGGGCGUAGAUCGUCUGAAACAGUCAUGAAAAGGCACAGACAAAUCGUGAUAGUAAAAAUCACACUACUCAGUAGGUCCCUGUCCUUGGACUUGCAGACCUUGAGACCAUGGCCCGUGUGCAAAGAAAUGGAUGGUCGGGAAGGCAAAACAAAAACAGACAGCUGGUCUUUGCAAGGAAAUGUUACAGAUUGUGAGACCAUGUCAGAAAUAGUCAGCAGUAGGAUUUAUGAAAGGGACAGUCAUCUGUGUGAGGAGAUUCUGGCUGAUGCCUGGAUAACCGCUUUCAAGGUACUCUGUUCUUUGUUUUGGUAAAGGGAAAAGGAUUAAGAUGCUGAUGGUAGGAGAAACUAGAUUAUUUGUUUUCAUUUUGCCUUUUUUUUUUUCUUUACAAUUUUCUCAAUAGGUGUGUGCAUACCUAUGUACUGAAUUUACACCUGCCUCUGUAAGCUGCUACUCCCUAAUCUUCCUUCGUAGACCCUUUGAGUCUGCUGUCUGUGGACCUGGAGGGGUGGAUGACAUGAGUCUGUAUUUGCUGAACACAGUGCAGCACUUGAGAAUGACUUGUAACUGUCCUCUAUGGUUAUUAGUCUGUGGGACAUGAAAAAUAAAGGGCAAAGCUCUCUGAAAAUGGAGAUGGCAAAGCCAAGAGAACUGGGAGGGGAAACAGAAGAUUUACACGUGCAGCAGUUUGAAGUUCAUCCUUGAGCAAUGAAGCCACUUUGGGUUUCCAAACACUGGACCUGUGAUACCGGAUCAGUCUAAUGGGCUGGGCAGACAGAGCCCUGCCAGACAGCAACCAUCACCAAGUGUGUGGAAAAAAGGGCAAAAUUCAACUGAAAUUUCUAUACUUUCCUCUUGGUGGGUCAUCUGGCUUUUUACAAGUCAGGAGGUUUCUGUAGAGUGGUGAAUUCGCAUUGCGUAGUCCCAAAGUUUUGGGUGAGAUCCCCAAAAAUAAAAUAAAAUCAAAUCACCAAAUGUGCAGGAUGGAGAGAACCAGAUGAUUUAAUCUGGGCUGUAGGAAGGGUGAGUGAGAUAAAGGUGAUUGAGCAGCAUCAAAGGGUGACAAUCAAUUUGAAUUUCCCCAGAAGUGAUGUUGAUGCCUGUGUUCCUUUUUCUUUAAUUAAAUAGCGAGUGUUCCAUUAGUAGUUGGAAUAACACACUGUUCUUGGGGAAAAGAAAACCCAUGUAAUCCCUUUAUCUGCUAAAAUAGAUGAUUUCUAGUAGAUUAAACAAUGGCUUUUCAGCUACCAGAGCAUAGUUCAGGCCAUAAUUGAAGUCCUCUCCUUGGCCUUGGUCCCUCGCAGCCACUAGUCCGUAGAGCCCCAUCAUCAGAGAUAACUUCGGUGGCUCUUGUCUGCCGUGAGUGUUUCUCCAGAUGAGGAGAUUAGUCAGAGAUAAAGCAUAUUACCUGAAAAUAAUAAGUGAUUACGGUCUUGGACUGUCUCUCCACAUUCAUUUCACACUGGUUAACCCUUGCAAAACUGGCUGCUGUUAGGGUUUAGGUCUUCAAGGAGGAGGGAGGGUGAAGGAAGGUUUCCCAUGUUUGAGUGGAAAAGGAGGAAUUUCACCUUUUGUUUUCUGGGUGGGGAUUUUGGGGCAGGGAAGGAAGCACUCGGCUCUGUGCUGGUCAGCUUGAAGUUGCGAGGUCUUAAAACUCCCUUGCACGUCAUCUACCAUUAACUUCACAGAGACACAGCAAAAUACUGGAUGCCCAGUAUUUACACACAGGCUGUAUUUCCACUGCUGCAUUAAACCAGACCAGGUCGUAGGCCCAGCCAGUGACCUGCAGUAGUCCAUAAAGUUAAAUUAUUAGCAUGAGCCAAGCAUUUUUUGGUGUUAACUGUACUCUGCCAUGCCCAAGCAUGUCUCAGAGGCUAUAAAUUGCUCAGUGGGUAUUUAGCAUGGGACCGGUCUGCUAUGGGGAGUGCUGGCUGGGCUGUGUGGAUGUGAGAUUAAGGCCAAAGAACAGUCCUUGGUGUUUUUCCAGCAUGGAUGUAUCUACUUAGACUCAACAACACAAAACUAUUUGUAGCUUUCACAUUCAUUCAUCAACAGGAGAUCCCGAGAAACACAAAAGCCUCACAAGGUUUUUAUAGGGAAUUGUAUGUCUAGGAAUACAAAUUUAAAAAUAACAUAUUGCGGGUUUCUAGAAAUUCAGAUUGGUUGCCACGGUAGGAUGGAGAGAAGAAAUGUAAAAGAAACCUCAGGCUGAAGAAAUGCCUUGAAAUCUGCUAAUGGGGCACUGCUGUUGCUAUCACUGCUGGGAGUGAGCUCUUGCACUGCAGAUAGCAAGUGUCCUGACCGGACGGUCUUGGUCUCCUUGCAAAUAUUACAGAUGAAGUCCUGUCCCUGUUCAAGCCACUGGGAGUUUUGUUAAUGGCUUCAUUAGGACCACUGCUACUUCAUUCAUAAAAGGCGUCUUCCCAGCUCUCGUGCCAUUACAGCAUCCUCCGUCUGUCAUCGGGCUGGGCUCUGGGAGCAAGGGACAAGCGGGUUCAUCCUUCUUCCUCUAAAUGCUUCAUCAGCCGCUCCCUUGAAAACUGUAAAUAAAGGCCUCUGGGGAUAGCUUUUCUGCUUGACCCCUCACCUGAAAUGAAAAUAAAGGUGGCUGAAUUUCAUCCUGACACAGAGCUCCUUCCCGGGCUGGCUCUUUCCCAUAGCUGUUGACAGUUACCUGCCAAGCCCCGUGGUUACCUUUGAUUUUGCUGUAAUGACAUCUCGGUACUUAGGAUGGCUCUGGGACUCUAAUCCUCUCUGCAGCCUUAACCAAUUUAUGGGGUAACCUGAGACCAGGCUCUUGCUUCACCGUGAUUCUGCCCCUUGUUAGCACUCACUGAAGGUAUCAACAACCUAAAUGCAAAGGGUUUAUUUUAUUGCAUGCUCCGUGUUGUCAAAUAUCUGCAUGCACAUCUGCCAUAGAUCUCUGCUUUUAGAGGGUAGCUGCAUGUGCUCGCUGCAUUAAAACUGCAGAGUAUUUUAUUUCUCCAAAGUGUGCUGCUAAAACAAAGGCUUUGUUAGCAAUUACGAGGCAGCCCUCCAAGGAGCAAUGAGGAUUCAGCAAAGCAGGAUUUAUUCACUGUUUUGCCACAGAUUUUCUGCGUGAUCUGCAGCUUGCUUUGUCACAAGCGCUUCAUCUUUAAAAUCCUUCAAGUCAAAGUCCUUUACCUGUCUUGUGUGUUUAAACUGUAAGCUCUUCAGGGCCGGGGCUACUUUUUUGUUGGCGUAACAGCUUUUAUAAUAACUCCCUCCUAAUCUCUAGAGUACCUACCUGUGCAUGUAUAAUACAGUUAUAAAAGCGCAGUCUCAGCUUCAUUGCAGUGAAUGAUCCCUGCAUUAGAGGAGGACAUGAGUCCUGGUCCCUGCUCCCUAACCUAUAUUAAUUGCCUUUUCUAAAGGAAAUCUCAGGGCAGAUGAUUUACAUGGCAGCGGAAGUAGGAGGAGGAUCCCCGGGAAAGCAAACACUUGAGACUUCAAGGUGGGAUGACUUUGGUGGCACGCUUCUCCAAUGACCACCUGAUCCAGGAGGUGCCCACUGCCUAAGCACAGAUCAAAGGCAAAAGGUGACUUCUGAAAUGGCAUGCAACCACCUCUCGCAUUGCUUGAAUUCUCUCCUCCUGCUAGCGUUUGAUCUUGCUUUACUUUUCUUGUCACUGGAAGCAGGUGGUUGCUUUAUUCUUCCCGACAAGUUUAGAUCAGCUGAACAGCUAAUGGCUGCAGUGGGAAGAAUCUCCCAGUUGCAGACCCAGUCCAGACCUUGGUGCAGUCAAUGGCAAGGCUCCUCUUCACUGCAGUCAGUAGUGGAUGAGGUCUAGAUGAGCUGAUUUGGAGUGGUCCUUAUCGUGCCAAACUUGUCUUUAAGAUGUAGGUGUGAUUGUAUUUGCGAAGUGACACUCAAGGAAAGUCCAGCCAUCUGAAACCCAUGAGUUUGUGCAGACAUGUGGGCAUAUGGCUUGAAGACUUUCCAUGACAUGCUAUAAGUGCACAAUCCCCCUGUAUUUAUUGCUAGGAAAGGCUCGUGCUUGUUAUUCUGGGCUCUAUAUGCUGGGGAAAAUGUCAGGCUCUUGGCUUCCAUGAGAUCUGUGGUGAAUGUGAUUCCAAAUGACAGGCGUAAGUCAAGCCAAUUUCAUACUGUAACUGGAGUUAUGUUACAUCAAGAGCCUCUCCAAGACUUGAGAUGCUUGUGUACAUUGUGCUGAAUUUCACCUGUUAUUCCCAUGUGUCUGUAACACAUGGUGCUAUUCUGCCAUCCUCAUGUGAGCCUAUCUCUAAUUUUAACCUUCUCCUUCCAAAGAGAAUGAGAAGGAGAAUUAACCUAACAGGCAAGCUCUUAACAAAGCCUCGGAUAUCUGAUACACAUAAUGGUCCCGGAGGCAUGUUUACUUUGGACUGACUGAGUGAGUGAAAACCAUUUUGGAAGGGCUUUUUCACCUCUAGCGACUUAACCUAAGGAGGAGAAAAGUGAUGUGGUUAAAGGGCUGUUCAAACAAUGGCAUUAAUGGGCAGAUUUUGGUUCUCCAACAAUACAUAUAUGUAUUUGCCUUACACAGGUGCAUAAAUACGCAUUGAUUUAUAUCACAGGACACAUCACACAGACAGUGAUGAGAUUUCAGCCAUCCUCUGCUGAUGCAGGAUUUUGUCGGGGGAACCAUGAGCAAACAGCUGAUUGUUUUAGGAGGCUACAGCAGAACUACCCAAAGAUUUGGGACACCAAUAUUGAGUUCACUAGCUGCCCUUCUGCAGAAAGGAGCGUCUGUGCAACAAGGAGUUUAGCUUUGAGGGCUCAGUCCUGUAAGUGAUUUAGCUGGCUGGAAGAGAGCUACAGGUGCCUCAGAUUUAGCCUGAAGGAUGCUGCUUAUUUCUCACCACAAGGUGCCAUACAUGCCCCCACCAAUUUAUCAAGAAAACUAGAGAGAAGCAUGAAAUAACUCCAUGGGAAGCCCUCCCAUGCUGGGCUGCUGGGCUGCUGCACUGCCACCAAAGUUCAUGUUUUUAGACCCAAAUGGCUGGCUGACCUCAUGCUGACAGAAUGCGCUGUCAACACUCGUCCCUUGAAGACAAGUCACCCCUUUGCGCUUUGUCUCCUCGUGGUGAUAACCCGAACGGAGAUUCGCAGAUUACGCUCUGCCUCUUUCACGCGAUGGGGGUCCUGCUUACCCAUCGCUUCCCUCUUUCAACAUCCUCGCGGGGGCAAUGAAUCUUAUUGCUAGCCCAAAGAGCACUUGUCAAGAGCUGAGUUGACAAGGAGGUAUGCCCUCCCCGGCUGUAUUUUCUUCUGUUGAAUUGUUAAGAGCUGAGAUGGUUCACCUGAACCCUGCUGGUACCCAGUGCACAGUACCUUGUGCAAGAGCAAGGCUUACACAGCACCAUUUCACAAGCAGGAAAAAAACCAAAAAAAACCCAAAAAAACAGCAGUUGGGGCCAAAUUGAGGUGAAAUUCAUCUCUGUGUCACAUCCCAUAUGCUACUGCAGUCCUACUGAGGCUAUGAGAUUGUUCUUCCAGAGGCACACAGGUACCUCUAAGCACAGGGAAAUGUCCAGCAGGAUGUUAGGAAGGAGCUGCACAGAUUAGGUACAGAAAUUUCAUUGUUUAAUGUUAUAAUUUAGAUCAUUGACUCUAAUUUAAAUUCUUCCCAUCUGAUUUUAAAGGACCUGAACUCAGCUAUCACACAUUAGGGCCCAUUAGAAAAUUCUCCCAAGGUGCUGUUAAAAAAACAUAAUUACCUGCCCUUGACAAUCUGGUCCUGGAUGUCUUCUUGUAAUUGUGUUAUACCCAUUCACACAGCAUGAUGUGGAGGGGUCAAAAGCACCAGCACCCUCUGAAAACCUCCCUCGAUGUUUGGGGUUAUCGUUGCCUUGAGAAACAGGGACACUUUUAUUCAGGUACCUAGCUUAGGCUCCCGUCCCUGGAAAUCUUAGCCGUCACCUUUCUGGAGAAUUGUGAAAAUAAACCAGCUAUUGAAGAGCAUUUUUCUCCUGCAGAUGUUUAUAACACAGUGCUGGUCUUUGGCAUUAGCUUACCUCUUUGAGCUGUGCAGGCAGUGGCACAGACAGGACCCAUGCAGGGUACAGUGAGCCCUCUUCAAUGAAUUCCUAGGGCAGGGAAGCUUUAGCAAAACAUAUAGAAAGUAUUCAGUUGGGGGAAGGUGGGAAGGAAAAGGCACAGGAAAAGCUGCCGGAUUGCAAAAAUAACAGAGCAACCCCGUGGCUGUGAUUCACAGAUAACACUGAAGUGCUUGGUGCUGCUUUGUGUAGCCCAACAGUGUCUUAAUGAUCUCACGGUGGUUAGUGCCAUAGGGAAGGGGUGAUUCCAGCUUAUUCGAAGCCAACACAGUAUUUCCAUUCACUCCAGCUGGAUCUUUCCUUCCUGGUGCUUCUCACGUGCAGCCCGUGCUGAGCACUGUGUCCAGGGAUGCUGGGGAGGGAUCUGACGUGCAGGAGCAUCCUUCUGCUCAGUUUCCUUGUGUCAAGAGGCUCAGAGACAUCUGGGACCAUUGCAGGGAAUUGGUAUUGUGGGAGGGAAUGGUACUUCAGCCUACAAGCAUCUGUGAAGGAAGUUUAAAAGACGUCCUUAUGUAUAAAAAAAAAAGACACUUGGCUGGUUUACUUUUUCUCCAUAUCUGAAUUAGCAAUGAGUAGGCAGAUAAGCUCUCUUGCAGGUAGAAGUUGAAAGCUGGGAGUUUGGUUCCUACACACUUCUAAUUGGGGUUAUGUUGGUAAUUAUCAGCCCCAUCGUUUGGUAGUUGGGAAGCAGAAAUGGAAAGCUGCACAGCAAUAGUGGGCUGCUCCUGCAUGAACUAUCUUGGCAAAAUGCCUUUUAAUUUCAUGUGAGCUGUGCCUGCGAGAAGACGGAAGGAUCAAACCAUCAUCAAGGAAGAUCAGAAUUCGGAGCCAGAUUUUGGAAAUUGUCUCCUAUCUCAGUAAUGAAUCAGACACCUUAGGUGAAAUUCAGAACUUACCGAAUAAGCAUUUUAGUUUUUGAGUUUAGCAGGGCCAGGAUUUCACCCCUAACUUCAAAUAUAUCCAGACAAUGCUGUGCCUGCAGCUUGGAGCCAGUUGCUAAUGGUACAACCUAAAAUUGAAUCUCAUUUAUACUAGUCUUGUACAACCUGAUUCUACUCCCCUUUUAUUAAUAACUGAUGGGGGUUCAGAGGCUGAGUUCCAGGUGACGGCCCCAUCCCUCCUUUACUGUGCUGCUUUACAGAAGAUCGGUAUUUUAAAAAUGAAUCUUCUUAAUUUUAGUCCUGGUAAUUUUAGAGUGUAGACUUGGUUUCGUUUACAUCAGAAAUAGGAUCCCUUUUCCCUGCCCUGGAAGGAAGACACUCUCAAGGGCUUACUGAUAUUUGUGUGUUUGACUUUAAGGCAGAAGUUUGUUCCUAAUUAAUUGAAUAAGUGCUUUAAUCCCUGGCCUGAGGGCUUCCCAUAGAGCAUUAGCUGUAUUAAGAAGGAAAUGGAGUGUAAUCCCGUUAAUAUAAGCACAAGAGAACACGAGAGUUUCACAUUUCUGGAAAUAAUUUCUUUCCUUGUUGUAUCUUUUAUUUUAAUAUUAAUUUGCAUAAAAUCCAGUGGAGGUGAGGGGCUCCUCCUUCUGCCUGGCUCCAGUGCUGAGGUGUUGGCAGCACACGACCCUCGCCAGAGUGUUUGCAUCCUCGGGCUCUGGUUAUGAACUGAUGUGUGACUGGGUGAAAAGAGAAAUAACUCUAGAAAUUCAGGUCAUUCUGAUGGUGCUUGUGAACCCAGGUCCAUAAUCAGGUCUCCUCUGUGGAGGAUCCUGGAGCCAAGAUAUCAUAUUUCUGACCCAUGCAUCUUUACCAGCAUUUACUACUAUUAGCAUUAUUGUAGUGCCAAAGAACCUUGUUUCUGAACAGAUAUCCAGGCUCAUGUGUAGCUGCAAAAAUUGGACUCUUGGAUGAGAUGAAGCUGACCAAACCCAGGCUUUCUGAGAAAGCAGUUUACUUCACCCCCAAGUACCUAUCUACAUGGGUCACAUGAACUGGGCUAAACAAGCCAGGAAGAAUCAGCACAGAGGGAGACGUCCUCUUUGUAACAUCUAAAAUUAGGUGAGAUUAGUCUUGGAUGAGGUGGUUCCAAACCUGGCUGAUGCUUGACAUUUUUUAAAGAGUAAAUACUCUUUACUGGUUUGCUGUUCCUGUCCAUUUGUGGGACAGAAGGCUAAACUUGAGCAUCCCCUGCUGUCUUAUGUUGCAGGUUGUCAGAGGAAGGGGGCUGCAGCACCUGGAUGGGACAGCUCAGGUGUACUCUGACACCCUCCAAGACCGAGCAGAGACCCCUGCCUGCCUGACUUCUGCAGUGUUUCCUUCCCACACCGAGGUUCCUGGCUCACCAUGGGGGACACCAUGAAGAAAACAACGCUCUCGAAGCCUCACGUGUCACUGGGCAUGUACAGGAGUUCUUACAAGAGAGACUAUGAGUGGCCUGAGAAGUCACUCAGUGACAAGGACAUGCAGAAGCUGCAGAUUGCAGACUCCCAGCUAAAAGCCAAGGAGUUUGCCGUACCCCAGGAGGAGAAGGUGGUUCCCUACAGUGACAAUGUUGUGUGUCAGGAGAAACAAGUCAUCCCAGCACCCAGCAUCGAAGCCAGUCGUGUUGAUGACACAGGAGGGAUGAAACCAGAAGAAGGCUGCCUACCGAGGUGCUACCCUACCACCGCAUUGGCAGGACCCCAGGCAGAGAGACUGGAGAGGCUGCAGGCUCUUGCUGUGCCCAAGAAUGAGCUGUUUUAUUGCCAGUGUCUUCCAGCUGAUGAUCAGACCGCUGGAACAGCAGGGAUGUUGCUGCAUGGGCAGAAGCUGGUCCCGACCUGGGCCACCUACCAGCAAUUCAUCAUGGAGAUGGGCUGGGCAAGGCAGAACGAUGCUCGGAAAAACAAGAGCUUGAGCCAGGGCUCAGUCGAUUUUGAAGAGUGCCUUGACCCUGACUGGAGAAGUACCUACAACAGAGAUUUCCAGCACUUACCAGGACCCCUUGGUGGAUGCUGUAGAGCAAAUAAGGGCCUAUCGCACAUUUUCCCCAAAGAUGAGCGCCUAAACCAGAACCUGUGGGUGUCCGAGUACAAGGACAACUACAGCAUUUUCUUGCGGAAGCUGAACCGCUCACCUCAAAUCCCCGGUGCAGGGCUGGGCUUGGGGCUGUCCCUUGGGACGGACACAGCCCAGUGAGUGGUGCUACAGGUGGCCAUGCUUCUUGGCCCUCCAAGCUGUCUGUGUGAUAUUGUCCAUCAUCCUGGAAGCCUGGAAGCCUCUUCUCUUCCAAACCCACCACCAAAUCUACCAAAUACCUGGCACAGACUUUUUUAAUCAGAUGUUAUCGUUAAAAUCUCCCAAAAACUUGAGCUUUUAUCAUUGUCAGAAAAAGGGUUGGUUUGUUUUUGGUUUUGUGGACAAUGCAGGCUACAGAGCUUAAAACACUCAGGCAGUUUCAAUGUAUGUACUUUAAAGAAAACUUACCAUUAAACUUUGUCUCAUAGCAAGAAGCAGCGUGUGUUAAGCAGCAUUGCUUGUGUUAAUUUACUCUCUAUAUCCUUGUGUUCUUGCAGGAAGGGAAGUUAUCCAGGGCAGCUGAGUACCAGCUUUGCAGAGUUUCUUCCCCUCCUUCAUAUUUAACAUCUUUUUACAGGGUUUGGCUACCAAUUUCAGCUAAUGCUGCAUAAACCAGAAGUGAGUUUGAUGUGUCUGUUUGGGAGAUUUCUAGGAUUUCUGGAAGGAAUCUCCCAAGGAUUUCUGGAAGGAAUUUCUGCUCCCAGCCUGAAGAUGGCAAUGAAGAACCACCUAUCUGAGACCUGGGAAGGGCUGAUGUCCCUGGCCAGGACCUUGCCCAUCACAACCUUUCUGCUGAGCCCUGUGGCUUUAGUGACCUGCCUCUGUGCCUUCUGAAUUGAUGCCAAAAUUCACUUGGAGUAGACAGUGUAGGGAACUCUCCCUAGCACCUAAAAUGUAUUGCUUUUAAUGAGACAUUCUUGUGGCAUUCAGCAGUAAGAGAUUCUUAAUGGAUACAGACGAAAUAUCAAAAGAUAAUAUUAGUGACAACAAAGAACUUAUUUUACAGUAAUAUCAAGCAUACCCAGACCUGAUGGUGACAGGGAUUAUAUAGGGACUAUAUAUACACAGCAGCACACUUAUUGCUACCCCAGGGCGUCUAUCGUCAAAGAGAAUCACCUCUCCUGCUUCCUUCUACUCUGCAGGUGUUUCAACCCAUCACCACUUACCAGUGGCAAAUUUGACCAUUAACUUGCCGCAGGGCCUUAGGAAAGUCACCUGCAUGGCUGUGUUUCCCUGCAGGCAGAGAAGCUUUGGGGGAUUUAGCAAAAUUACAUCUGGUAAGGCCAAGCUCUAAGCAGGGGAUACAGGGAGAUACAAGGUUCUGGCAUUUCUGCCAAGCUGCCUCCUCUCCCUGCUCCAUCAUGGAACGUUACUGACCACAGCCCAUGGACAUUUGGGUGACAUAGGGUAUUUCUUCUGUAGCUAAGUAUAGUGGACUAGCGACUGCAGAUUUUGUAGGUCAGAAACAACGAAACUGCCUUUAACCUAAAAAUAGGGAAAAAUGAUACAGCACCAGCUCCUGAUAUAGAUUUUGGUUUCUUUGAGAUCAUGAGAACAGAGAUGUUCUUAAUGGGACAAGCACUUUUGCACCACUUAAAAUGCAUCCCAUUGCCUCACUGAUAGUUUUCUCUUAUGAAAAAAUGUUGUUAUCCUGCCUUGCUAUGCUGGGGAAAUGUUCCUCAAAUUGAUUUUGACAUUGCUCCGCUGCAAUGGUUUGUUACACUGACAGGGUCUGUGUGUAGAUGAAUGCUUAGGGCACAUAUACAAGGCAAUUUCAAGUUAUCUUCACUAGGAAAAAGUAUGUUGCUAAAUGCUAAUCAAAACAGGCAAUGAUGGUGGAAACAAAUGGCUGAAUGAGAAUAUAUGGUUGUGAUACACCCUGUCAGGUCCAUUAAUGAAGAUACUCAAUCAGGCAGACGGAUGCUGGAUUUGCUAAUGUCGUCCUUUAACUGCGUGCCAGGGAGAAGGAAGGAAGCUGCUGAUACUGAAGAUAAACGUCCUUCCUGGAUAUUCUGGCAGGACACUUAUUUAUGUGCUGUCCAGCUUUGCAGACCAGCCUUAGGGACGAGGCUUUUGAAACCUGCACUCGCACGUUUUGGCCCCCGCACCCGGAAUCCAGCCUGUUGCAUCCCCGUGUCCUGCCAUUUCUCUUCUCAGAAUGACAUUUCUUUUCUUUCAUACCUUUGUUUUCCCAGCCCUUGUUGCCUCUUCCCAAUAUUGGUCUGUCUGAUGUUGGCAGUGAUCUCUAUUAAUGAUUUUUUUUCCCCUCCAGCUCCCUGCUAUGGGAAUGAAGCUGGCCCCAAGCCAGUUCAAGCACACAAAAGGGUGGGCAGUGGUCAACACAGUAUGAAAUGCGGCUUCAGCAAGCCCUUGCAUCACCCCAGGGAGUCACAGCUAUGUUGUAACGGGGCACAUUCGUGCUACAUGCAAAUAUAUCCAAAUCGCAGCCACAGAGACAGCGUCCCAGUCUCCCCACAGUGCCCCCAGUGAUGCUCCCCUUACCUGGUGGAUGGAGGCUCUUCACGUGAGUGACACAGGCUUGAAAUAGAAGAGUGCUAGGGUUGAAAAGAGGCGAGAAGCUCUGAGUAAUGCCCGCAUUACCUCAAAACCAUCUCUUUUCAGUCCUUUUUCUGCACAGCCCUGAAUUACCUGCUUGGGCUCAUGGCAGCAGACACCACCAGCCAUGAGCUCAACAGGAUUGAAAAAGGGGUGAGACAUUUGUAUUAACAUCAGCUUUUACACUAGCAACAAAGUCCAAGGGAAAAAAAUAACAGCACAGAGAAACAAGCUGGACGUGAGUCAGGUCGUGGCUGUUGCAGAUCACGAGGUAUUUUCCAGGAGCAUGUUGCCCCAUUAUUGCUGUGGUUGACCCUGCCAUAUUUCUACAAAUCAUUUAGUGUUGCCUUGUGUCAGAAACAGAGGAACAGCCCUGGAUGGAGGCUGCUCCGAUCCACUAGUUCCCUGGUGGGAAACUUACUGGAGUCACGAGAAGGACAAUCCACUUCAGAUCCAAGUGAUGGCAUCACAGAGCAGUCAGAAAUGUGUUCACUCUUAUGACACUCAGUUGUAUUGCAAAAUGCACAAGCCAGUGAAUGCAAAUUUUGCAGGUUUCUCUCCCCAACACACAACUUUGAGGAAAAUGGGUUUUGGGUAAGGCAGAAGUGAUGCUUUUUGUGUGAGUGCCUUAGUGCCAUCUCCUGGGUGGAAGGGGAAAUUCUUAUUUUGGAGGUGCAACGUGUGGUCCAGACACUCUUUGCUGUGUAGGUUCAGUCAUUUAGCAACUGGGUGUGUGAGUGUGGUGUCAGGAUACCACACUCUGCCCCCUCCCACUACAUUGCUAAAUAAAUGUCAUCCUUAGGAUACGUGAUGGAGAUGUCUGUUCAGGGAAAAGGAUGCUCAUCAUCGUAAUGAAUUUUCAAGUAGCGUUUUCCAUCUUUAAUUUUGUCUUUUAUAUUUCCCAGCAUGGAAAAACAGACCAAAUGCUAAACUCACUUUGUGCAUCCUUAAUAGGAGAAUUAAUUCAACAGCAUCAGAGGUUAAUCCCAUGAUGACUAUUUCUCUGCUUCGAGGCUCCCUAGAUCUCUCCGCAAAUCACCUCAUUGGACAUUAGAGGUGUAAAACCUCCUUGUUCAAUAGUUUAAUGAAUUACACAGUGCUGAAAGACAGGCUAAAAUAUGUCUGUGGCCAUACUGGUUCUCACUACAGAACAUGUACUUCAUCAAGGAGUGACCAAACCCUCAAAUGUGGCUGCUGCUGCCUGCAGCUUGCUUGGAAACAGGCAGAAAUCCCACCACAACAGCUUCCUUGGAAGAGCACAGUUAAGAAGAACUAGUGGUUUGUGACAGAACAAGGCAAAAAUUUUCAGAGGUGUUUGCACAAACAUAAUUAGAAGCUUAAUUUAGCCCAGCAGAGUCAAAUCAUCGGUGCUUGGGAUUUCAUUGGUAUAACGUGAAAUUCACAAAAGAAAAGCACCUGCAGUAACAUUGCUUGGGCACCUACACUGCUCUGCAAACAGCAUUGCUCACCAUUUCUUGGAAGCCUGCAAGGACAUUCGAGGGCUGAUCCUCAGCCCCAUGACCGAGCAAUCAACUUUUCCUCUUGUUUCCAAAAAAAUUCUUCCCACGGCCACCACCCAACCUGCAAUUAUGCAAUAAAUCAGCAUGUGCUUAACAUUAGACCUUGUAAAUAGUCCCACUACCCUGUUUGGCAAUUAAUAGUGAGAGCAAAACAACUCUGAGCACAUCUGUAGUCACACGGCUUCAAUGGGUGGAAAAGCAGAGUUCCCAUGGGUCACCGUGGAGAAGUCCUUCCCUGAAGAAGAUUCCACCAAUUCCAAUGCAGCAUCUCUGAAUCACAAGACAAGUGACCUCAUGCUUAAAGCUACUAGGUGUUUAAGAGUGUUGUUGAAACAUGUUCUUCAUGUAAUGUUUUAUAAUGUAGUGGUCAUGGAGAAGGUGGGAAAUGCUCUUCUUCAGAGGGGGAUGAAGUAGCAGGAGUUAACAAUGCAAAACUACCGUUGGUAAGUCUCCGUUGGUAAGUCCUGCCCACAGCUCAGCCACCAACCUGAGCAGAAAUUACAAGCAAAGGGAAAGAACUUGUCAACUAACAUAUUUCCCCAAACUAUGAUUUUUGUCAAGGUGUGACGAUUAAACAAAGCUUUGGGAGUAAUAUAGUUUUAAUGAAACUUCCUUGGGCCAAUGAUGGAGUUCAAAAGAGAUGGAGAGAAAGAGAAAGGAGAAGCGAGAAAGACUUAUUGUGAAGUAACCGAUGACUUGGCAAUCGAAAGCAAAAGCAACUGGCAGCUUCCAAUUAUCCUAAAAUCAAGGCUUUUUCUUUCCAACCAGCUUUGAUUUGCCUCAUGCCUGUUUCCAUGUUGUCUCUCUGUGGCAGCUCAGGUUCUGUUAGUGUUCAGGACCAUGUCUGCUGGGCUUGAACGCAGGACUCUACCCUCAUAGAAAUCUAUAAGCACUUAAGUGGUCUUCACCACUUUUAUUUGAGCUUGCUUAAAUGAAGAGAGGUUCUUCGGUUUGGUUAAAAACUAUGUGAAUCAUCCAGUAGAAAAUGAAAGUGAAUGUAUUGCUGAGAUGUAAUGACUCCAUUUAUGGUGUACAGUUCUCCUUGAUGCUGCCACAAGACAGAAAGAAAUGACUACACGAUGAUGGCAAGUCCUCUACAUGCAACUGCUUGGCCUGUGCUCAGCUCAGAGGCUGGUACCAAGUGCUUUGCCUCAGUUCUCUCUCCUCUGGAAGAAAACACCUGUGGCCACUGUGGGGCUUGGCACUGGCACCUCUGCACGCUUCGUGGUCAGCUUGAGCAUUGCUUGCUGGAUUUGCCUCCAUCAGAUAUAAGCCACCCUGGUAAAGCUUUUGGAAUUUUUCACUGAUUUUUCUUUUUUAAUUUGGAAAAAACAUGUUCUGCAAUGCUAAUAUUUUCAUUUUGCCCAUAUUUUUUCAGUUCUUCUUUGGUGAGAUCAAAAUAAAAUAUUUCAACCAAGGCCUGAGUUGACCUUAAUGUUUUAUUUUUCUCUUUAGCUGCUCAGUCACUGGACUUUGAGACAAUUGUGGUUUGGGUGGCCCAAGCCUUCCCUUUACAUUGCACGUCACACCUGGUGCUGAGGAUACAUCUCAGGUACUUUGGGAUCAUAUGGUUUUUGUAAGACCUAAGCAUUGCCACACUCCCAGCGAACCGAUCUUACAUUGAAUUAAGCAUAUCUGAAACAUUUUCCUCCACACUUUUUUUUUUUUUUAACAUUAUCAAAUUGAAAUGUGCUCUAAUAUUUGCAAAUUUAGUUCUCAUCCUUCCCUGGCCAGCUGGAGACACAUAGCUCCAUGUGUUACUCAACAGUAAAAUGAGAUACCAAAGCAAUAGGAAAAAGAAAUUGAUUUUUUUUUUUCUCUAUAUAGGCUGUAUAUCUGGGGAAAAUAUUCCCAUGGAUAGCUCCUGGCUGGGUUGCUGAUAAUGAGACAAUUAAUUAAAUAGGUCAUCAGGGCAAACGGGCACAUCAGAAAGCCCCUGCUGUAACCAACACCUGAGAGUCUUUAAGCCUGGAAAUACCCACUGCUCCUACUUUUAAUCCUGGAUCACAGUAUGAUAUUUCACUGUAUUUACCCAAGGAAUGUGCAUGGAAAAGGCAUAAAUAAACACAAAAAGUGAAACCAAGCACUGAAGUAUUUUAUUUCA